Messenger RNA from Anthonomus grandis grandis, 485 nucleotides. RefSeq lists its product as uncharacterized. The record is from RefSeq and is a predicted model, not a curated record. The transcript is spliced from 3 exons. The coding region runs from base 36 to 353 and encodes 105 amino acids. NCBI's taxonomy places the organism in Eukaryota, Metazoa, Arthropoda, Insecta, Coleoptera, Curculionidae.
AGUGAAGUAAUAGCUAUAACCAAAGUGUUUAGAACAUGACCGAAAUAAAAAUGGCAAUCCUUUACUUAUCUAUCCUCUUUGCAGUGAUAGGUCAAUUAAGAGGUGCAUCGAUAAAUCAAUAUCAACCAUCAUUAAUCACAUCAGCUUCAAUAAUUGAAAAACCUAAUCAUGGUGGCGAUAGUCAUCAGGGAAUUAAUGAGAAGCUAAAAAUUCGACAUAUUAGAGCUAGUGGGGAUAAAGGUUAUUUUCAUGAUGAAUACUAUGUGGACACGGAUUACGCCGGGUAUAAUAAGGAGGGCGCAGCGGUGGGAUAUCAAGACCCCGAUGAUGAUUUUCCCACGGUAGUAUGGUAAACAAAUUAAUAUUGUUUAAUGUGCUGUAACGUCUAAUAGUUAGCAAAUAUCAGUUAUAAAUUAAAUACAAACUAUUUAUAUUUUUGAAAACACAAUAUUUAAUAAAUAUAGAAAUAGAAAAUUUACAAUAAA